This is a messenger RNA of Cornus florida, 1301 nucleotides long. RefSeq names its product UPF0481 protein At3g47200-like. The record is from RefSeq and is a predicted model, not a curated record. NCBI's taxonomy places the organism in Eukaryota, Viridiplantae, Streptophyta, Magnoliopsida, Cornales, Cornaceae. Bases 96 to 899 code for a protein of 267 amino acids. The transcript is spliced from 2 exons.
UUGGUAUCUUUCAAGAGAGCUGAGUUAUUCUGGCGUUUUCUUCUCAUCGUUUUUCUUUACCUUGCUUUGUUUUCUGAGAACAGGAAAUCACAUCGAUGGAAAGAGGGCACAAUAAUACAAGAAGCCAUGGGAUGAAUGAGAGAGAAGACUAUGCUUCAAUUGAUAUUCAAGAAGAUUCUGACAUCCCACUGUCUGAUUCCAUGAGAGAAAUGAUAGAUGGCCUGCCUCCUCUGUCAAACGAUUGUUGUAUCUAUAGAGUACCCAAGAGAAUGCGUGAAAUAAAUGAAGAUGCUUACACACCUGGGGAGCUUUCCAUCGGUCCAUUUCAUCGUGGUAAAGAACACUUACAAGCCAUGGAAGAGUUUAAACCCAGAUACUUUCAGUCAUUCCUUAACCGGACUGAUCGCAUGACUUUGAAGAGUUGUAUAAGGGUGGCAAAGGAAUGGGAAGAAAAAGCUCGAAGUUAUUAUGCAGAAAGCAUUAAGCUUAGCAGUGAUGAAUUUGUUAAAAUGGUUCUUUUGGAUAGCAGUUUCAUCAUUGAGGUCAUUUGGAGAUGCAAAUUCUGUAUCGACCAAAACACCAGUUACUUAAAUAGGAAAAUUUGGAUGAGUAGUUUAGAACGAGACAUGAUCUUAAUUGAAAAUCAACUUCCCUUCUUUAUUCUUGAGGGUCUCAUGGAUUUAGCCUUCCCUCCUAGCCAGGGAUCCUCUUCCUUCCUCCAUCUUUCCAUCAACUACUUCGCAUAUUCUGGUAUUAUUUUAAGUGACAUGAAUGAGUCAAUUUCGAGUUCUGGAGUAAAGCAUUUUGUUGAUUUGCUGAGGUUGUGUUACUUACCAUCAUCUCUAAGGCCAUUGAAACCAUAUCAAGUGCAAUAUGUGCAGGUACCAACUGCAACAUAGCUUCACGGGGCAGGAAUGAAAUACAAGGGCUCAAGUAGUAAUCUCAAGCUUGACAUAAGACAUGCUAUGGGUGUUGGGAUUUAUAUGCCCUGGCAUAGCAAAUUCCUAUCUGGAUUGUAUUGACAUAUGUUCCUGACAUAUCUGAAAUAUUUAUGAUUUAUAUAAUUGGUGAAUUCAAUGUAUUAUGUUUCGAUUCACUAUGAAAUUGAUAGUGUCCAUUUAAUUACAAGAAAUAUUUAUAUAUAUGUAUGUGAUGACAAUCAAUGCAUGAUAUAUAAAUAGUAAUUAUAAAUUGUUCAUAGUCGGUAAUUAUGGAUGGACUCAUAAUUAAUUAAGACUUGAACUGGAUCCGCGUUAGGUUGAGAUAUAUUGCGAGAGCCGUCGUAUGCAAUUACUCCCUAU